AGCCUGCCAUCUAGCUUUUUCACAGCAAAAUAGACUUUCAGACUGCAGAUGAGAGACUCAGGAGCAGAGACAAUUUUAAUUUAGCCAUCCCUAAUUUAUCUCAAGCUUUUUCAAUUUAUCUUCACUGCUGUAUGCACACUGGAACACCAGAUUUCCAUCCCCUGGGAAACAGAACGCAACCAGGGAUCUCGAGAGGUGUCACAGCACAAGAAAUAUUCAAAUUGUGCUGAUUUUCUUCUGGAGUACUGAGCAGAAGGAAUGAAACUCUCCAUCAAGUCCCUGCUUUGCAGGCAAUAGAUCAGAGGAUAUUGUCAGUUUCCUAAUGGAUUAUUGUUAUCGGGCAGGUUCUUCCUGAAGAGACCUACAUUGUGAAGUUUAUAAGCGCUGGGCAAUGCCAAUGAGUCAGGAUUACCACGGCAAGCAGUGAAAGGAAGAAAACAAGCUGCACCUUCUGGGCCCACUUAUCCGUGCUCCUGCUUUGUGUCUCUGCAACCUGUCACUGAAGCAGAAGCUCCCCUCUGGCUUCCUCACUGGAUAGAUGGAGGUGUUGCUUGCCUUCCUCCAUAUGCUAUUCACACUGAAGUAUUGGGACAAAAUGAGAUGCUUACGAAAGCGAUCCGCUGUAUCCUUUCUAGGAGUGCUUGUCAUUUGCUUGUUGUUCAUGAACGUAUACAUUGAAGAUAGCUAUGUCUUGGAAGGAGACAAACAGUUAAUCAGAGAAACAGCCACUCAUCAAUUAAACCCAGAGAGAUAUGUUCACACUUUUAAAGAUCUGUCCAAUUUCUCAGGAUCAAUAAAUGUUUCCUAUCGCUAUCUGGCUGGCACACCUUUGCUGAGAAAAAGGUAUCUGACCAUUGGACUAUCCUCAGUCAAACGGAAAAAGGGAAAUUAUUUGCUGGAGACAAUCAAGUCCAUAUUUGAGCAGUCGAGUUAUGAAGAACUGAAGGAAAUUGCCGUGGUGGUGCAUCUGGCAGAAUUUGAUUCAUCCUGGUGUGAUGGGAUGGUUCAAGAUAUUUCACAGAAAUUUGCUCACCAUGUAAUUGCUGGCAGGUUAAUGGUGAUUCAUACACCAGAAGAAUACUACCCAGCAUUGGAUGGCCUUAAGAGAAAUUAUAAUGACCCAGAAGAUCGGGUCAAAUUCCGCUCAAAGCAAAAUGUAGAUUACGCAUUCUUGCUUAACUUCUGUGCUAACCUUUCUGAUUAUUACAUGAUGUUAGAAGAUGAUGUUCGGUGUGCAAAAAAUUUCUUGACAGUUGUUAAAAAGGUAAUAACUUCACGGGAAGGAACCUACUGGGUGACAUUAGAAUUUUCCAAACUGGGCUACAUUGGGAAGUUAUACCAUUCUAAUGACCUCCCCCGUCUGGCCCAUUUUUUGCUGAUGUUCUACCAGGAAAUGCCUUGUGAUUGGCUGCUGAUACAUUUCCGUGGGCUCCUGGCUCAGAAGGAUGUGAUACGUUUCAAACCGUCUCUCUUCCAGCACAUGGGAUAUUAUUCAUCUUAUAAGGGAGCUGAAAAUAAAUUAAAAGAUGAUGACUUUGAAGAGGAUUCAUUCGACAUCCCUGACAAUCCACCUGCCAACCUUCACACCAACAUGAAUGUCUUUGAAAACUAUGAGGCAAGCAAGGCUUACAGUAGCGUUGACGAAUACUUCUGGGGCAAAGCACCCUCGACUGGAGAUUUCUAUGUGAUUGUCUUUGAAAAGUCUGUUAAAAUUAAUAGAAUUAAAGUUGUCACUGGGACAGAAGACAGACAAAAUGAUAUCCUGCAUCACGGGGCUCUAGAAGUUGGGGGAAAAAUUGUUGGGGGAAAAAAAGGAAGACAAUGUACUACAUACUUGCGACUGGGGGAGUUUAAAAAUGGAAACUUGGAAAUUACAGAUGUGGAGCACAAAGUUCUUUUUGAGAUUAACUGUAUGAGAAUACUUGUUACCAAAAGUCAAAAGGAAUGGUUGAUCAUUAGGAGCAUUAGCAUAUGGACUUCACAGCCGCCAAGUCAAUAAGGCAAAUCUACAGCAGUAGGUUUUCCCUUCCUUCACAGAGAAGUAAGCACCAUCACUUGGAUCCCAAAUGGUGCCUUUCCCUAAGACGACUGACUUUUUUUCUGAUCCUUUGCUACUGACAUUGGCAACCUAGGGAAUCACAAAACAAACAAAAGCAAUCUAUUUUUUACUCGUUCAGUCAGGCAAUAUAAAAUGACUAGUUUGUUGGAAUGUUUGAAUUUUAUAGGAAGUGCAAUCUCGUCCAUCUCUCAAUCUCCAAAUCCACUUCUCUGUUGUUUCAUCUCCCCUUUGGGAAGAACCAACAUACUAAACAAAGCAAAUGCUGUUUCAUUAUUUAAAGGUUUUGUAGGCCUUUGCCAGUAUAUUGUCAAAAGAAUUUGACUCCAUCGUGUCCACAUAUAAAUUAAAAAUGUGAUGGUGGUUUGUGUUUGUACAGUGGUGGGUGGCUUGUUUUGUUCUGAAGGCUGCUUUGAUUUUGAAGAAAAGUCCUGUUAAUGCAGUCAGUAUUCUCUACUGUGAGCACUGUAAGGAAGCUGUGUUGAUACCCAAUUUCCAUUUUAAAUGAAAAUACAUGUACUGUUAUAAAUCUGUAAUGAUCAUUCUGUAGAA
Messenger RNA from Hemicordylus capensis (graceful crag lizard), 2608 nucleotides. RefSeq names its product MGAT4 family member C (gene MGAT4C). Gene Ontology annotation, molecular function: acetylglucosaminyltransferase activity. The record is from RefSeq and is a predicted model, not a curated record. Lineage: Eukaryota; Metazoa; Chordata; Lepidosauria; Squamata; Cordylidae. Bases 539 to 1999 code for a protein of 486 amino acids. Gene Ontology annotation, biological process: protein N-linked glycosylation. The transcript has 6 exons.